This is a messenger RNA of Quercus lobata, 2351 nucleotides long. RefSeq names its product probable protein phosphatase 2C 23. Gene Ontology annotation, molecular function: protein serine/threonine phosphatase activity. Gene Ontology annotation, biological process: protein dephosphorylation. NCBI's taxonomy places the organism in Eukaryota, Viridiplantae, Streptophyta, Magnoliopsida, Fagales, Fagaceae. The record is from RefSeq and is a predicted model, not a curated record. Bases 233 to 2302 code for a protein of 689 amino acids. The transcript is spliced from 4 exons.
CUAAAGUCAACUCUCUCACUCUCUCCUCUUCCUCGCCCAUGUCAGAGAUUUCAUUUCUGAGCUCUCCUUCUUCUUCAUCAUCAUCUUCAUCUUCAUCUUCUCUCUCUAUAUCACUCAGAACGACGCAAUGAACAAACACAUCGAAAUCUAAGUAUCUAACGCUAGCUAGGUUGAGCUUAAAAGUUACAACGAGUCCAAGAAAGAGUAACAUUAUAUAACGUACAGAGUUAUCAUGGGAAACAAUGUAGGAAGAGAGUAUUACUGUUUCGCUGGUGAAGCAGGAGAGCUCUCAAAGCGCCACAACGACGACUCUCUAGUCCAGUCUGAGCCUCUGGACGAGGUGAUGGACUUCGGUCAUUCCUUUUGCUACCCAAAACCCGAACACCAACCAAGGCUCUCUGGCGUCUCGGUCUCCUCAAACUCAGAGGAAGACUAUUCAUCCACAACGACUACGUUUCCAACAAUCUCAGGAGCUUCUGUGAGUGCCAACACGUCCACGCCUUUGUCAACUUUGCCCUUGGACACGUGGGGUUCCUCUAUUGGUGUGGAGCGUGCCGCAUCGUUUGCUAGUACCGCGUCAUUCGCUUCCACACCUCUGCAACCAGUGCCUCGGUGCUCCACUAGUGAGACGGGUUCGGCUUCGAGUUCGGGUCCUGGAGAGAGAGGGUUCAAGUCGGGACCAAUGGAAAGUUUCGUUUCUGGGCCUUUGAAUUCGGAUCCUAUAGAGAAAGGACAUGAAAAAAAGGUACAACAACUAAAUAAUGGUAAAGUGAAGUCUAGUAAACGUUUCAUUUUUGAUUUUAAGGAAGCAAUAUCCAGGAUGUUUCGAACUAAGAAAUUGGUUAAAAGAGGUAGUGUUGUUGGAGUUAAGGAACCGAAUUUGGAUAAGAUGAAUGGGAAUGUGAGUGUGACUAUUGGUGAUGUGAGUGGUUGUGGACAUGUGUGUACGAAAUAUAAUGAUGGUCAUCAUGAGGUUAGUCCAGAUUUUAUGGAAAGAGAGAAUCUUCAAUGGGCGCAAGGAAAGGCAGGGGAGGAUCGAGUUCAGGUUGUGAUUUCUGAGGAACGUGGUUGGCUCUUUGUGGGAAUUUAUGAUGGGUUUAAUGGUCCUGAUGCACCUGAAUUUUUGAUUACUAAUCUUUAUUCUGCUGUGCAUAAUGAGCUUGAGGGGUUGCUUUGGAAUAAGAAGGUUGAGUCCACAGAUGCAGAAGGUGAUCAAUCCCAAACGAGGAAUUCUGAUAAGGAUAAUGACAUUAUAGGAAGCGACGAAUUGGAUUUAGAUAUGGAUUCUAAUAUAAAGAGAGAGCAGGGGAAUAGUCGUUCUAAAGGUAGGAGUGGAAGGGUGGGCAGCUUUGAUUUUGAACUUGAUGAUGGGGAAAUUACAGAGCUUGAUAGGAAGUUAAAGAAACAGUCAAAUCCAGAUGGGUUAGCUGGAGGUAAUCAUUCAGAGGUGUUGAAGGCUCUCUCUGAGGCUUUAAGGAAGACAGAGGAUGCUUAUUUGGAGAGAGCAGAUGAGAUGGUGAGCAACAAUCCUGAGUUAGCUCUGAUGGGUUCAUGUGUUCUGGUAAUGUUGAUGAAGGGUGAAGAUGUUUACUUGAUGAAUGUGGGGGAUAGUAGGGCUGUGUUAGCUCAGGAGGAUGAACUUGAUCGAGGGCCAAGGAAAAUGCACCAGGACUUGAAACGGAUGAAUGAGGAAAUUUUAAGCAAUCAGUAUAUAUUGGGUGGUGUCGGAUUUGGGAAAAUAAUAAAUUCAAUUUCCAUUCAGCUCACUACGGAUCACAGCACAGAUGAGGAAGAGGAAGUUCAAAGAAUCAGAAAUGACCAUCCUGAUGAUGCUUCUGCCGUUAUAAAUGAUCGGGUGAAAGGUUAUUUGAAGGUCACUCGGGCUUUUGGGGCUGGCUUUCUCAAACAGCCCAAGUGGAAUGAUGCACUCUUGGAGAUGUUCAGAAUCGACUAUAUUGGCACCUCCCCUUACAUUACAUGUUGCCCUUCACUCUACCAUUAUAGACUUGGUCCAAAGGACAGAUUCUUGAUACUAUCCUCUGAUGGACUUUACCAAUACUUCACCAAUGAAGAAGCUGUUGCUCAGGUUGAAUCCUUCAUUGCUUCAUUUCCAGAUGGAGAUCCUGCACAACAUCUCAUUGAAGUAGUAUUGUUUCGAGCAGCAAAGAAAGCUGGUAUAGACUUCCAUGAGUUGCUUGAUAUUCCACAAGGGGAACGACGUCGAUACCAUGACGAUGUUUCUGUCAUCGUUGUUUCAUUAGAGGGACGAAUAUGGCAAUAUGGCGUUCCUUUGUAUAAAUAGAGACAUUGAAAGAUACAAGAAACAAAUACACUUUUUGUAAAGAUUAUUG